GGGGAGGGGGGGUGCGAGAAAUAUAUCGUGAUGAGCCGGACUACUUUUUCAUUCGCCCUCAUGUCACGGACACAGUUAGAUCGACAUUUUUCCGCUCUGUGGGUACCGCCAGUGUGAUGGAAUAGUUUGCGGCCUAACGGCUUUGCACCGUAAGGUGCCCGCACCUUCAAUCAUCAAAAUGGAGUUUUCAGGCUUUUACGCCUCUUCGCCUGCCCGCGCAUCAGCAAGACUAAACCUUGUGGACCAUUCUCAUCAGACCAGUACGUCAACCUAUUCAUCCAAAUCGGUAGCCCCAAACGCCAAGCAUGGACGCCAAUUGGGACCUCGAUUCGCUUGCGGAGCUUUGCUGCUCCAAGCUUAUCCAAGAUGGUGGGCUGUACGCAUUUGAAGAUGCAGGCAACCUAGACUGGCUGGACGAAAAGGUGGACUUGUCCGCCUGGACCCAGCUGGACUUCCCUGAUGACCUGACCCCAGUGAUGUUGGAGGCCAGUGACUUCCAGGCGGCCGUCCAACCUGAUCAGUCCAGCAACUGCAGCACGGCCCCCAAAGCCGGCGGCUAUUGGGAGAGCCAAGCUGCGUCCCCCUAUUCUCCCGAAUUCCUCUCCCCUCCCCUUUCGCCGACUCACUCUCCCCCGACGCCCACCGCAGUUGUCCCAAACGUCGACAUCUUCAUCAACUUCGAUGGCCACCACCUUCACAACGGCGGAGCGAGCAUUCCAGGCCGUGCCGAGGACAUCGACGCAGCUUCGAGUUCCCUUUCACCUCCGUCGACCCCGUCGCACUCGGGCGUCCCGCCCGCGUCAACGGUCAUAGAAGUUCCGUACACCAUUGCAUCGGCUCCGGCUUCGCCGUCUUACUUCGCAGCCUACAACAUUUCUACCGGUUCCCCGGUCGCGAUUUCGGAGACCUUCGUUGCGACUUGCGCAUCCCCUGUCCCGUCGGUGGAAGAAGAGAUACUCGGUAACAUCAAAUCUGAGCCAUCAUCGCCGACCAGUCAGGUUGAGUGUCCGAUCGAGUGCAUCGUAUCCGUCGGCUCCCCGGUUACGAGCACUUGCCCGAGUUUCCCGGGCGUCGACAACGCCGACCUUCUUUCCCCAGUCGAGCCAAGCUCACCAGAAAGCUGCGUCACGGCGCCUUCACCUGGCCCCGAACUGUUCGCCGAGAGCCUCUCGCCACGUGCGAGUGCAGACCAUGAAGACGAUGGCCGUGUCGACGAUCCCAUGGACGCCGACUUCACACCCGAAGCCAACGGGUCCGAUUCGGAGUCUUCGCUCGACUCCGUGGCCGAGGAGCCGCCUCGCAAGAGGAAGCGGGUGGUCAAGCGACGGCCCCGGGCGAAGGCGGAUGUGAGCAACCGCAAAGAAAGGAAGCGCCUCCAGAACAAGGACGCCGCGACGCGGUACCGACAGAAAAAGAAGCAAGAGGUGGGCAAGGUCGAGGAAGAGCUCGAAAAGCUCACUGCAACGAAUGUCAGCCUCCAGUCGGAGGCGCAACGCAUCACCAAUGAAAUUUCUUAUCUCAAGGGCCUGAUGCGAGAGCUCUUCAGAGCAAAGGGGCUCAUCAAGUAGAGCUGUGCGCACUUCGAAAUCUGCACAUGAAGUGCGUUUAUUUAAAAAAUGCUCGCCGAGAUGUCUCUUUUGGCACGAACACCACCAACGUAAGACGGCAGGUGGCAGCAAAGGUCUCGCACAGUAUAGGCUAAUUUCUGCUGGUUGCAGCUGACCACACUAAUGCAGCUGCUAGUUGCGUUCGGUCAAGGCGCUGGAAUCGGAAGCUUGUCUGAAGAACUAACUCGAGUGUUAACGUUACUACUUUGCGACCAAUUGGAAAUCGGUGACGAUUAAUGAAAAGCUGAAUAAAAUGAAAUUGAAAUUAUUACAUUGUAUGUGGCAGCUCCUAUGGAAAUUUAGCGUGGUCACUGUCACGCUAAUGUAAAUUGGUGGCUGCUCUCUGCAGUUGUUGUAUUUUGUAGCUGAUCAGUUGUGCUUGUAAUGCACAAGCUCUUGUCACAGCUUUCCAAAUGUGUAUUUUUUGGCUUUGACGUGGUAGAUGACGAAGUUGUACGUUUGUGUUUCGGCUGUUGGGCACCGUAUGACUUUCUUUGUUUACAUACACCCAUGAUGUACUCGACAUAUUAUUUUACACAUCUCAUCCCUGUCUUUUUUUCUUCUUUUUCUCAGGAUGUCAUAUUUAUGUACCAACCAUGUUAUGUGCGUGUU
Rhipicephalus sanguineus (brown dog tick) is the source of this 2219-nucleotide messenger RNA. RefSeq names its product cyclic AMP-dependent transcription factor ATF-4 (gene crc). Gene Ontology annotation, cellular component: nucleus. Lineage: Eukaryota; Metazoa; Arthropoda; Arachnida; Ixodida; Ixodidae. Gene Ontology annotation, biological process: regulation of transcription by RNA polymerase II. The transcript has 3 exons. Gene Ontology annotation, molecular function: RNA polymerase II transcription regulatory region sequence-specific DNA binding; DNA-binding transcription activator activity, RNA polymerase II-specific. Bases 306 to 1568 code for a protein of 420 amino acids. The record is from RefSeq and is a predicted model, not a curated record.